AUGCUUGCUUUAAUCAAUACAUCCUAUAAAUGCUCCAGGUUUUCUCGCUCUUUCAGUACUUCUAUGAAGCUUUGGGAUGAUUUGGAUCCGGUGCACAUCAAAAACACCAAUCGAUUCCGACAGCUUCUGGUGGAAAGAGGAGAUUUCGCACCUCAGCAAGCUAACACUUUGGUUGAUAUAAUGUCUGAAGCGCUCAAAGGUGGUGUGGUACAUGUCUCGCAGGACUUGGCCUCUCGGCAAAAGUUAAUACAACUGGUAUACCAACAAAGAGUGGACUUUGCCAAAUUAAGGGAUCAACUGCUGUCCGCAGAUCGCAGCGAGUUUCACACGAUAAAGAGUGAGCAUGAAGGGAUUCGGAAUGACUUGGAGAAAUUGCGCACAAGAUUGAGAGAAGAGAUCACCAAAACUAAUGCUGGGUUCAAGUUGGACUUGUCGUUAGAAAAGGGAAGAAUACGGGAAGAAUCCAGCCAUCACGAUAUGCAGAUCAAAGAAAUCGACACGCGUAUUGACCAGGAAGUCAGUAACAUGAAAAUGCAGAUAGAUUCGGUGAAAACUCAAGUGAUGCAAUGGCUAAUCGGGGUGUGUACUGGUACAUUCGCUCUCGUUUUGGCUUACGUGCGCCUGUUGUCUUGA
This is a messenger RNA of Lachancea nothofagi CBS 11611, 633 nucleotides long. The record is from the annotation of a GenBank genome assembly. NCBI's taxonomy places the organism in Eukaryota, Fungi, Ascomycota, Saccharomycetes, Saccharomycetales, Saccharomycetaceae.